GAUCAUGUCCUGUUAAUUGAGCCGACCUCCAAAGUUAUUAAAUGUAGCCUCUCCCAUACCAGUGUACUCUGCCAUUGUUGUAAGAGAAGCUGCUACAGAGUGUGACAGUGGAUAAAUAGUGCUGAUAGAACUCCUGGCUGGACAUACGGACAGUCCCUGUGUGGAUUACUAUGGAAUUAAUAUUGUUACUUGCACUAUCUCUACCAAUGAUCUCAUUUUCUUGUGAUGUUGAACAAACGUCUAUUAUGGAAACUGGAAUUGCUUGCAGGAUCACUAAGCCAGCAGCUGUAUUAUUAAAUCAGCAGACAGCUGAGGUAAUCCAGGCUGCUUUCAGACAAGCAUCUUUUCCUGCAGUCAAAGCAGAGAAAUCUUUGAAGAUCCUAGGAAAAGUCUCAUAUAGUUUGGACAAUUUACAGAUCAAUGGCUUGUCUAUUGGAAAAAGUGAAGUUGAAUUGAAAGAAGAUGAUGUUAUUGAGAUUUCAAUCCAGAAUGUGAGCGUUUCUUUUAAUGGUACCUUGAGUUAUGGGUACGGUUCAUGGCUUAUGAACAUCGGUCAUUCCAUAGAUUUUGAAAUCAAAUCUGAAACAGACCUUCUGGUUAACAACAAGUUAAUUUGCAGCGAUGGAUUUGUGACCUCUGAUACCUCUGACUGCUAUCUCAGUUUUCAUAAGCUGGUCUUACAUCUCCAAGGAGAUAGGGAGCCUGGAUGGUUGAAACAGUUGUUUACAGAUUUCAUCACUUUCACUCUUAAAUUUGCCAUCAAGAGGCAGAUAUGUAAAGAAAUUAAUUAUGUUGCAAACCUACUUGCAGCUUUUAUUCAGGAAAGAGCAGAAAAGUUUCUAGAGUACGACAACAUUGGGAUGGAUAUUUCGAUAACUGCUCCACCCGUUAUGAAAUCAGACUACAUAGAGUCACUGCACAAGGGGAGUCUUCGGUACAAGAAUUACCAGCCUUUCUUCAACCAGUCCACCUUUAUGCCCUCUAUGCUAGCUACCUCAAAAAUGUUAUAUUUCUGGAUAUCAGAGCAUGUGAUCAGUAACCUUGCAUUAGCAGCUCACAUGGAAAAGCUCUUGGUGACCAAUAUUUCUGGAAAUGAGUUAAAGGAAAUAUUUCUAAAUGCCAGAAAUGAAAUCCCUCCAAAGUUUCUGAAUGAGCUUUUGCCAGGAAUUUCUUUACAAGAUACAGUGGUAAAGACGUGGAGUGUCAGCCCACCAACAGUUUCUUUCAGGCCAGAAGGCACAGUGGUGGUAGCUUAUGCAGCAGUGGAGAUAAACGCACUGAACAACCACGAAGACUCAGGACGUGUCUAUUUUGAAAUGGAUGUUAACACUACAGUUCUAGCAUCGUACUCCGAAAAGAAUCUGCAUCUCCAAGCCACUUCAAAAUCGAUAUGGAUCAAAGAUAUCAAAUACCCAUCAGAUAUUACAUUGGAUGAAGCAUCACUUCGGAAUCACUUGGAGAAAAUCAUCUCAGUAGUUGGCAUACCAAAAAUUGUUUCAGAGAUGGGAUCAAUCAUGACUGCAGUUAUGGACAGAAGCGGACUACAACUGUUUGAUAUUAUUAACCCUGAGAUUAUAACACAUGAGGGUUAUGUCAUUGUCCGGCUUGAUUUUGGUUUCCCACAUCAUUUGUUAACUGAUUUCCUAAAGAAAACAUUGAACCAGCAGUGACAUAAAACAUCAACACUUUCUCAGGAAAACAGGAAAAAUACACUUGCAUUAGGAAUUUAGUUUGUGUGAUCAUACAAAAAUGUCAGAACCCAUAAUUUGUAAUGUUUUUGCUUUUUAUUGUAUAAAAUAAACAAUGUUCUGUAAACUACAAAUAUUCAAUAUAUGUUAUUUAUGGAAUGUAAACUUUAUGUGUGCCAUAGUAAAAUGCUAUAAUUUGGUAAAAAGAUUGCUUAGAAAUACAAAUCUUGGUGCUAUAGCCACUUGUUAUGAACUCUAAGGUCUAUAAAAGAAUGUUUCUUGAUGGGUGAUUAAUAAUUUAAAACAGUACUGGAUCUAAACACUUCACUUCUGUAUAUUAUCAUGUUAAAUGUUAUCCAGUGGAAGUAUGUAGAUACACAAAUAGCCCUCUAGGCAUUAAAGAAUAUUUGUAAGACACACCAGUGUCGUUACCUCCCAGUGAACUACGUUUGAAACUCAAACUAUUUUCAGUCAUGGUAAUAAUAUUUAUGUAGUACAUGCAGUGCAGCAAAUUACACUCUGUAGUCAGGAAAAAAGUAACUGUCAAAUACCUCUGACAUAAGAAAAGUGCUUAAAGAUUUGUUAAGCACCUCUCACCAUUGCUAACUUCUCUUUCUGAAUAACAAUGGCAACUAUUUGCUACCAGAGAACUUUACUGAAAUGAUAAAGCAGAAUGCUGUCUCACCCACAAGAAAACAAAAGUGUGGCAGAACAAGGUCUCUAACAGCAUUUAAUGUCCCAUUCAUUCCUCAGAGGGACACUUCACUUCUGCCCUCUGUCUGUGUGGAUGCAUUAAGUUUUUCUAUGGGUUCGAAUCUACAAGACAUUUUCUGCCCCUACACUUUUUUUUUCUGUAGCUGGUAGUACAUAGAGCAGAUAAAGUCUAUGCACUACAAAGAGCUACGAUCCUGUUCUUUUUCAUUACAACCCAGUUUUACUACAUGGAAUACUGUAAUUACAUACCAAAUUUGAGGAAAAAGAACAUUCUGACAUAAGAAAGGUGCUUAACAUUUUGAUAAGCACCUCUCAGUGAUAUUAAGCUGUAGACUAAUGCUACAGCAUGCCAGUGCUGGCCACCACAGAACAGCAAAAUGAUUAAAAAAACUUUAAAAGUUGUUCCACACUUUUUUGUGAAACAGCAAAGUGUAUAAGAGUAAAAUGUCUAAGAUCUUUUAAAGCUGUUCGUUCGUCAUAGGGGCACUUUGCUUCCACCUUCUGUCUGUGUGGAAGUGCUAAGUGUUCUACAGCUUUCAACACAGUAACCACUUUGCAUUCCUACACUUUUCCUAUAACUGCUAGUAUAUCAGAAGAGCUAAAGCUUCAUGUACUAUAAAGAAUUAUGAUUGGUUCUCUCUAAUCAUAACUCAUUUG
Molecule: messenger RNA, 3059 nt
Organism: Protopterus annectens (West African lungfish)
Lineage: Eukaryota; Metazoa; Chordata; Ceratodontiformes; Protopteridae
Gene: CETP
Product: cholesteryl ester transfer protein
Exons: 16
Coding region: 171-1670 (499 amino acids)
Biological process (GO): triglyceride transport; cholesterol homeostasis; phosphatidylcholine metabolic process
Cellular component (GO): high-density lipoprotein particle
Molecular function (GO): triglyceride binding; cholesterol transfer activity; cholesterol binding
Source: RefSeq, a predicted model, not a curated record